UUUCUCGCUUAGCCUUAGACGCAACUAUGGGCGCUGGCGUUAAGCGUAGCGUCGUGUUAAGCGCUCAGUUGCGGCCACCACCUCGACUGCUAGCUACUGCUGUUAUUGGCGCCGCUGCUGCUGUUGCCGCUUCCUUCCCGCCUCUGCCGCGGCUCCGUCGGCGAGUGAUGCUAAGUGGUAAGCGGUAAACAGCAGUGUUCGUUCGCGGUAGCAGCCACAUAGGGCAAAUACAAUAACGAGUGUUAGCAGUCGCUAACGUAGAGUGCAACGUGCAAAGCUAGCGCCGUCAUCGUCGCUGCGGUGCGCUGUCCGUCUGCCGUCGGUGGCCGAUCGACCGUUGGUGGAGUUGAUCGGUGCUGGCUUGCGCACGCUGGGAAGCUCUAUUAAGAGGGGACUCGCGACCGUGAUUGCGAUUAAAACGUGAACAACGGCGAUCGAGGAACAGUCGCGUCGUGCCAGCCGCCCCCGUCGCCGUCGACAGCCGUAGCAGAUAGACAGAGACAGGCGUCAACAAAUUGUUCUGUGCAGUACAGUGAUCAGACCCGACACGCAUGGGUAGAGCGACAGACAGAUAGACCCAGAAAGUGAAUUCUACUGGAAAAGAGACGAAAGGCUAACGCAAAUGUUUUCGUCCUUUUUUCGGCUGUUCCGUUUUGUGUCGUUGACUCGUCAUCAUCAGUGUGCCGUUGUCCUGCGGCUUCGCUUGAAUGCUAAUACUCCGUCAAAUGACGAAUCUAUACCAUUGGCGCUGACUGCCAAAAAGGCGAAGAAAAUGAAGAUAACGCAAGACGAUUAUGAAGGAAAGCAUUGUUUGUUGAUCAGUAACUAGCGAUCGAGCGAAUCUAGGCUAAUACAGCGGUCAGCCACAGCUCAGUAGACGGUACUGCUGUUUUGAUUGAGUGCUCCCGUGAGUUUAUCGGCGAAAAACGCAUCAGCAUCGUUGAUUACUGGUUGGUAAGUGACAGUGUCGUGUGAGCGCCGAGUGGCUACGUGCUGGUCUACGACUGAGUUCAUUAGCUCAUCCUCCGAGCCUGUCAGGUUUCGCAGUUGCCUAGUUCCGCAGAUCCGUCGAUCGCGCUGUGGAGUCCGGUACUAUCGGUACUGUCCAGCUGGAAGAGGCCAGAAAGAAACAAGAAAGGCAAAAGCCUCACUGGCUAUGAAGAUAGAAUGCCACGAUCGUGUCGUAUGAUCUGUAGAAACACCGAGGGACGGAAAUAAUGCAAACUUAACAAAAUUCGACGCACAACGAACGGCAGGCGACGCCAUUCGCUAGUCAUAAUCGUACAGUCGCUAUUCUCGCUCAUAGGUCUACCACAUACGCACAAAGGCUCCAUAAUAGUAACGCUGUUUGAUAAGUGGGCAACGAUGGAGAGAUCCCGGUAGCUAUUUGAUGGCAAAAGGAGCAGCUCAGACGACGAAUCAAGAACAACACCGCAAAAAUAGAAUGCGCCAUAACUGUCGGCGUAAAGGGUAUGCCACCGUCACUUUUCUCGCUGACUUCGUCGACGAUUAGCUCCUCCGUUCGUGAAUAGGAUAAACAGAGUCUCUAACAAAGUCCAGUGAAUUCUUAGCCAUCAGCAACAAUUAGCCCCUCCGAAAUACAUGAGCUUGCAAUUUCGAGAAGAUCAUACGAAUUGGUUGGUGCUGUGAUCGUGAUGAGUUUUAACAGAAACUUACUGGUACAACUAGAUAAUAGUAUUCUAAUGCUAGCACUAGCUUCGCUGAUGCGAUGCAUAAAGCCUUGACGUAUAUAGAAGUUGGUAAUUGUGGUACAAAGUAACAAAUAAGAAAUUUGUUGACUUUCGUAGUAACAGACAGCCAAUUUCUGUUUGCUGAUCGAGCUAAGGCGUUCUCGGAAAGAACAGAGAUUUAUUUAUGUUUACCUUCGCCACAUUUGUACGGCACAUACGUAUGUGUUCGUAAUAAUUAUUACGCUAAUUGUUCCUAUCGUCCGAUCUGCAUUUAACAUCUAAACAUAAAAUUUCAACAGCGGCUCAGUCGUCGUAUGGCGUUGUGCGCGUCGUCCAGUCAGUGCGGGACAGGCCUGCGUUCUGUUGUCGUACUCAAUGUGAUUCUCACUAAGAACGACGGUGCUCCACAUCGGGGGGUCUAAGCUCACUACAGAGAGCAGUGCUUAACGGUGAUAAACUAGUCUGUUGCUCGUUAACUCAACGUUGCGACAUUCGCGGAUCUGCCGUCAAUAUUUGCCGUCUUUAUCGUGUGUCCUUCCUUUGCCACAUAUGAAAUCUCUGAACAAAAGCAAAUCUGCUAUUAAACUCUACGCGCCCUUCUCAACUGUGUCAUCGUCAGCUCGACUCCGAAAACGCAUUGCCAAAAAAAAUGGGUUCGCAUGCUGCCAGCACAUCUACGACCAGCCUCUCUAUUUAUUUACCUUACUAUAGAAUAGUUUUCACUGGUGAGGUGUAGCGGCGUUCAUUAAGUAAUGAUAAAAGUUGUUAUCCGUUUUGCGGUAUUAGGUGAAGUGGUCUGACUGGACAACCGAUCGGAUUGGGCUGUUUGUUCGAAGGUAGGCUUUCGUGGUCAUAGCAAGCAGGGUAACGGAUACUACCGGAAGAUUACCGCGAAAACUCCAUAGAUUGGUUCGUUCGUUAACCUAACCGCUGGCCGCUGCGUUCCCCGACAUUAACACUAGCUAGCGCCAUACGAACGGAGGCAUAAGCAUGUUGCCAUCGCACCACUGCGGUACGAACAGCGUCAUUAUAAGCACUGCUGUGGUAAGGCGCCGCAGCAGCGUCGAACACCGCGAUCAAACUAUCGGCAGCAGCAGCCGCCGCCGCCGCCGGUAAAAGACAGUAAACAGCUGCAAUCGAAUUUAGCUCUAAGAAAACGUUGACAGCGACGGUAACAACAACGUAAGGGGACGACUAGCAAAGCCGUUCGAAAAGAAAUGUAUACCACAGAAAGGGUCAAGCGAGCGAGACAGUUUAAUAAGCUGUCCCCUUCUUCGCUUAUAAUCUAGCCAACUAGCAAGACCCGUUCCGCUAUCGGCGAACCGGAUGCACUAACGUAGGAUUUGUACGCUAAUAAAGAAUCACACGAAGUUACGUGGACGUGAAGUUCAUUGAAGUGAAACAGGCCAUCGUUCAGGAAAAACAGACAAACAUAGAGACGGCAACCAUGGAACUAAGAAGAGCAUAAUUGAAGAAACAAUCGCGGGUAAAGGUACUCUCCAUGGUAUAUAUGGGCCAUUCGACAGAAGAGCAGUGUCUGAACAGCACAAAUUCAAAUCGAACUGCGAGCGGCUUUCUAGCAAGUCUAUCCGAAAGCACGUUGUGGGCGAUUUUCGACAAAAUAGAAAGAGAUACAAUUUGUUCCCAGUGUGAAACGCAUGCUGACUAAGGAGGCCAUGUUAUUCCACGACAUUCGCCUCAUAACGGAAUCGAUCGCUGGUGAGGUGUUGCGAUUAUUGCAACAGCCUUGUUAUCAGAAUCGUCAUCAGACAUCGGGGAAUUUUCUCUGCAGCGAGCGGAGCUGAUACUCAAUAGCAGUAGUAGACGGCUUCUCGGUGCUGUUGAAAAUCCCUUAUCUGGAUAAGUGGCUAUAUAAAAGUGCAGAGGGUAAUCGCGGUUGAGGCAACUCGGAAACAACUGCUACAGUAACAGCUUCAGCUAACCAAGAUCAUCAGCGACCUUGCCCUCAAAUGAUGGCGUGCUCGCUCGUCGUUAUUGACCCUCAUAGCAGUGAGUAAUCUGCAUGACGACAGCAACAGCAACAGUAACAGAGAUUUUGUCUUACAGAAACAAAAUCGUAACCGCUAUCGGUGGCAUCAAUGCGCUUGCUAUAGCUGAACGUGAUUGCAAUAUUUUUGGUAAACAGCAGCGUCCUCCGUACAACGAGGCAACUAGAACAAUGUCGGUGACAAACUGACACAAAGGGAUCAAAAAGCAAAAAAUGAAACGCAAGCCACAGUGUUGGCAUCGUUAGGUUGUUAAUAAUUGUUGCCAUUGUUGUCGGUGGCCUGGCCGUCAGCUCCGGCAGAUGUCGGCGGGAGGUUUCCUAUCGUCAUCGGGACGCGUAAAUAUCCACCUCGUCGUCUGCAAAUACAUGUGUUUUUCACGAACCCGCGAUGCGCUCUGAUCUCACAAAUAGUCCUAUGUGAAUCCCAUCCUUCCUAAAUCUCUUUUACCCUUUAUGUUCAAAGCUGCUACAGCAACUGCCGCAGGUGCGAUCCGCGCAGAAGGAAUUUGUUCCGGUGUGGAAUAAGAAGAUCAGCAGCGGCUCACUAUCAUCUAAUCAACUUCUGGAACGAAAUUCGGCUUGGGGAUCGUGGAACUUCCACGACGGUACGACGAAAACAGGAGAAUAGACAGAGUCGUCAGUAGCCACCGUUAUUGGCGGUGUGUUUUGUGUUAUGUUGAUGUUGUCCUAGGCGAAAUUACGAGGUUACGGCACAUCGUGAAUACUCUCGACAGUCUAAUAUUCUCGUCAAGGUCGUUGUGAUCGUGUAGUUAAGAUAUUAUUGAGUUGUAAUGGAGGCCGAAUUGAGCGUCUGCAAUGUCGACGUGCCUCUACUGAAGCGCUGUCUUCAGAGGUUGCUCGUUCUGUUCGAUUGUCUCUCACAGAUCGAGGAUGAGCACGAUGGCACACUUCGGCUACGUUUAUGGACCCACCAUAAGAAGCAGGAUUCGCUGAAAAACGCGCAGUGGUUCUUCGCCUCGCUAUCGGGAGUCCGUCCCUCUCUAUGCCGGCCGCCGCCAGCACUGACCCAUCUCUUCGAGCACGAGUUCUUACUAUCAGUGAUAUCGGAAAACCCAGCUUCGGAACGUAGCUAUAUUGUGACAUCAUUGGACCGUCUUAACCAACUGUAUAUUGUGCGAGGCGAAAUUGAACGGGAUGCUUGCGUUAUAGUGAGUGCCUGUGAAAACGAACUGACGGCCAACGGUCCACUAGCUAAUGUUCUAAGAGCCAUGCGGCUAGUCGAAGAACUUCUCUGCACCAAACAUGGAAACCAGAUGCUCGAAAACUUAGUGCUCCGCAGCGGCUCAAAGCCGCCGAUAACCUCGGAUCCUUUCUUAUCUGAAGCGACCGGACCUGGCCCAAUGAUCGGUGGCUCCGACGGUAGAAGGGAUGGACGCGUCACUCGUCGCGUCGAGAGUGAAGACUCGUCGUAUGAUUCGGAUACAGAGAGCGGGUUAGGUCCCGGCACCCGAUCUCAGAGCUCCCAGGGUGCUUCACAUGGAGCGCUAAGUCCCGGCAUGGCCACAGCACCAAACAACGUUCAACAGCUCCACAAACAUGACGAUGUCUCUCGAACAGUGUCCGACACACUCGGGGCCGAAUUCGCUGAGUAUAUCAGCACGCAAAAGGUCGAACUCAAGGCAGUUCUAGCCGAUCCUGGCUAUCAAGCAAGGCUUGAGUUCGCUUUAAAGUUAGGCUACACAGAAGCGCAGGUACAAACUGCUCUACAGAAGUUGGGCCUGAAUGCGGCAAAUAAUGAGUUACUCGCCGAGUUGAUUAAACUAUCCUCCAGCGUGUCCAAAGAUGACCAAACGCCAGUAGCGCCAAUCGCAGGAGGCGAUCAGCCUGGUGGAGUAGCUGGCAGCGCCAGUAGCGGUGGCGAAUUACGGCCUAUCGUAAUCGAUGGCUCCAAUGUUGCGAUGAGCCAUGGGAACAAGGACGUGUUCUCUUGUCGGGGCAUUCGAAUUUGCGUAGACUGGUUCCGCGCCCGGGGUCACACCGAGUUGACGGUGUUUGUGCCCAGCUGGCGCAAAGAGUCGGCUAGGCCGAACACACCUAUUGCCGACCAAGAGAUCCUUUUACAGCUAGAACGAGAAAAGCUGCUAGUGUUCACGCCGUCACGAAAUGUAGGCGGGAAGCGUGUUGUCUGCUAUGAGGACCGGUAUAUUCUAAAUCUGGCGACUGAGAAUGACGGAAUCGUUGUCUCGAACGACAACUACCGAGACCUCGUUCUAGAGAAAGCGGAAUUUAAGCGAGUGGUCGAAGAGCGCUUGCUUAUGUACUCGUUUGUGAACGAUCGAUUCAUGCCCCCAGAUGACCCACUCGGUCGGCAGGGACCAACUCUCGACCAGUUUCUACGUAAGCCUUCCGUCGCACCCCAACAGACUGUACCCCCAAUUUGUCCGUACGCAAAAAAGUGCACUUACGGCAAUAAGUGUAAAUACUACCACCCUGAAAGGGGAAAUAUGCCGCAGAAGUCAAUUACCGAUCGGUUAGCGGAACAGUGGAAAAUAAUGCAGGAAGGAAAGGCGCGUAACCUUCACAUGGGUGGCAACGAACUCACGCGAACUCGUAGUGUUCCCGUCACGUCUGCCGGCGAUCUUUCAGUCCCAGCUGCUAACAACAGCGGAGCCAGGAAAAAACAGCUAAGUCGAACUCGUUCUGCGGCCCCACCACAAAGACCAUUAACGCAUGACGACUUCGGUACACCUACCAUUGGCUCUGGUGCAACAGGUGGCCUCGGAGAACCUCGAAGUCGACCAAAAGAUGACUUUGCCAUCUGGCAAGCCUUCGUAGAUAGCUUGCCGUCAACGCCGUUAUCCCGUUACUCGAGUUGGUCGAAUCUGCCACCACCGAACAAAACAGCGCAUGUCGGCGAGUCUGGCCACCUGACACUUGCUAAGAAAUUGUCCGACCCUUCUGAAUCACACCAAGACGUGAAUAUUAGCUCGCUUAGCUCUGCGGGAUUGGGAGCUACCUCAGUAGUACCGAGCGAUACCGGCAACAACCUGCACAAAAAACUGCAGCGCCAAUUAACGCUCAAUCCGACCUGUGAUGAUCGGCUAGCCCAAAUGCGAAUGGCAAAUGGUCCUGCAGGCAUAGGCCAGCCAUCAGGCCAGUCAAUAGGUGGAAGCGGUGGUGGACCUCCAGGCGGACCGCGAACAACUGCGUCGCAUCAAAACGUCUCUCGGCUUAGCUCCGAUGGAUCCUCAUCGGCAUUUCGGGGAGCGCAUGGAGAGACGGGAAACAGUAGCACGUUUAGCGACGGUGGCUGGCAAGUCGGAUUACUUUCCGGCCAGAACUCAACAUCGGACACUAGGUUAAACAUGUUUCCCAAUCAGUUUGUGACACCCACCUGCUACCAGCCAAGCAUCUGGUCGUCUCCUCCGCCACCGGCGCAGCAGGGGGUACACGGCUUGCGGCCAUCGAGUCUGCCCCCGCAGAACCGAAUGCGGGCACCUCUCAUAACGCCACCUGGGCAAAGUCUCUCGAAAACGACGACUCCAUUCGGAACUGCGGCUUCUGAUAAUUCUAGCGGAGCAGAAGGAGGCGGUGGAGGAGGGGGUGUUGGCCCAGGAGUUUUAUGGACGUACGGCGCUUUGGAGCAACGAAGCAAGGUUUACUAUCAUCUUACAUCCAUUUUCCCGGAAGCGCAAGUUAAUGCUGCCCUGGAACUGCAUCCGGACGGGUUGAAUGCGCCAAAGAUCUGUGCCACGAUCCUGGCGAUGUUCCCAUCAAAAUCGUAGAGUAACUAACUAGGUUUAAUCCUAGCUAAAUGUAACCAAAACACUUGUUUCACUGAUAUCAGUACGAACGCAAUUGAACUUCCCAACCGAUCGAUACACAUUUAUGUACGCUAUUACCUAUCGAUAAACUCAGAGCGACUGUCCCAGGCUGAAAACUAACAAACCAAUAAUACUAUUAGCUGCGUUUUCGUGAAAUUCUGAAUGACGAGGCGCUCGAUCAACUAUCACAGAACAGAUGAACACAAGUCUCCUAGUAAGUACUGACAAACGUCUACCGUACGUGCUACAUAAUAUAACAUCAUGGUGUAUGCCAGUAUUAAACGCUAACAUGGGCAACAAUGGAACGACAUUUUCGGUGGAGUUAGCUAUUUGUGCCCGGCUGCAUUUAUAUAUGAUCUAAACGGGCGUACACAAGCAUUGACAGAUAAUUUAAGCGCCAAAGCACACGGUAGUGCUUCAUUGAUUGUACUUGGUAGUCCUGCGGCGUUGGAGCGCCACUGCCGAAGCUCUGCCGCAAUAACUAUCGUAUUUCUCGUUAAGCCAAAUUAAGUUGCCAAUCAGACCACCAUUACUUUGCUUCACGUCUGAUAAUCGUAUCUAUUUUACAACGAGCACGAGUCAAUGUUAGCAUCGUUGUUAUUACUGAAUUAUGAUGCUAGACGUAUACCUGUGCGUAGUAAAUGUAAUGUAUCGUAACGAAAUCGGAUUGUUGCGUCGCGUACGAUGCCGUCAGAGGGACACAUUAUUAGAGGCCAAGGCGUGAAACUAUUAGUUUAAAAAGUGACGUAUAGACGAAGCUAGUAGAGUAUGCUAAAAUUUUAUUGGUGAAAAAUUUCUGCGGCGUCCCCAAAUAGAACAUUGACGGUUUAGUUAAUGUCCAGAGCGGUAAGCAGGCGUUCAGCAGCUGGUCGGCGUUGUUUUGUUGACCAAGGAAAGUAUAUAAAUAGCGAGGCCGAAGCACACUCGUGAAAUCGAGCGGCUCCUUUAGUAGACAUAUAAAAAUGCCAACAUGUCGACGCUGCAGCGCGCUAGUAUGGCGAUUCUAGAUUGAGUGGAAUAAAAUCUUGUCCUAUACUGGGACGUGGCGUAACUAUGGAGCAGAUUAGUUAAGCUACUAUGCCAGAUUCCACCGUGAACCCCGAGGACUUUAAAGCAAGGUGAAUGACAAACAUGCAUAUAUUCGUUCAAAAAUACAGAAACGAUACUAUUACAUAUAAUGCUAUCUGCACAUAACAGUGUAGGGGUAGUCGGUGUGUGAAGCCAUCGCUUAGCGGGCAUGUGUUAGGUGUUUGCCGGAAAUCUUGUCGCAGCGAAAUAUGCCGAUUUCAAUAUUGAGAUCAUGGUCCUCGCCCACCCCUUGGCGUUCCUGAUCUAACGCUAAUGUACGUGAUUCUAGCAAUAGCACUAACGAAAAACAAACCAGCGACCAUUUCAUCAAAAACCGUCUUCAUUAAUCUUUCUGUAUCUCUACGUAUACCGCAAUAUAUCUAUAUGGCACAAGUCUUGCAAACGCUAUAAUCUCUUACCUCAUUGACACGUUCGAAAUCGAAUUCGUAACAACAACCGUUACCAAUAUACUGUCGUUUGACAUUAUCGACCCCAUUAUGAUGAAAGCUUACCUGUUUCACUGGGGUCAUUAUUCUAUUUUACAUACGUAUGAAGCUACAUAUAGCCUGUAAUAAUGGGCAUUUUAGAGUAAUCAAACGCGAACAGCGUAUGUAGUGUUUGCUACAUAAAACCCGCCCGUAGAAUGUGGAUAAUUGUUGUAGCUUGUAUAGAUACCUAUGUGCACCUACCUGCUCCUCGAUGAAAUACGCGAAUGUAGUUAUGGAUUACAAGAAUAGUAUCGAAAUCUAAUUCCUCUAGGGAAACAGUAAAGCCGUCUUCCCUGUCUCCACGUACGCGGGCGUGUAUGAAAAUCGAAAGAGAAGAAGGGCGCUAGCUGAGAGAUAAGCAGCGAGAAUGACUCGCUGUAUUUAUAGCGUCUUUUGUGUAGAUGAUCAGAAGAUUCCCUGGAACAGGUGUGAUGUUUCGAACGAAUGUUCAUGUAGCUAAGCUUUGAUCCCCGCCCUCCCGGAUGACGAUCCUAUCCUGCACUCGAAACAACGUGACGACGAGACGCAACAGAUUGACGCAAGGUAAUGGCAUCAAUUUCAUUGCUUGUCAGAUGCUACGACCGAAGUCUUAUCCGAAAUGGAAAGUUAUACUAGCAUCACGAAUUUUAUUAUUAGUUUGUAGAACUUAUAAUAAUUAUUAUUGUUGCGGCGACUUUUAUAUAGGCGUAUGUAUGCAGUACUGUAGUCGGCCAAUGGGUCGGCGUGGGAUCGGCUGGGAAACGCUCUAGUCAUGUAGCGAGUAUAACUGAAAAACAAUCUCUUGGGUUAACAGGGAACUUAGUAAUGCUUUAUAGCCAAUAUCUGUAAACGUAGCGCUAUAUAUAUAUAUAUAUAUAUAUAUAUAUGAACGCUACGAGGAUUUUGAAAAUCUUCUGAUGACUCUGCCUAAUGAGUAUAGAUGAUAUCAUUUUUACAUAGAAUAUUUUCGCGACGGUGACUCAUUUCGAAAAGGGGCACUUUUUGCUACUAAAUAUUUUGGUGGUUAUCUGCAACAAAAAUUACUUUUAAAAACAGUCAUUCCGAGUAUACCCGUUCUUCAUACAAGUAUAAAAUUAAUUGAUAAAAUAUCACAAACGUAACAGUUCUAAGGUACAGGUGAAAACAAAUGAAACGGUAUUAGGCAAAACGUUUGUUGAUUCAUUCUGAUGAAUGGGAAGGUUACUUCUUGCAUUAUAUUACACAACCAACUCGAUGUUGUAGAGUUAAGGCUACCUAAGGCUUUUUGACAUUUUAAGAGCAUUGUGGAAGCUCUGAUUCAUGUAGCAUUAUUUUAAUGCAAACCAAGAGUAACAAUGACGCCACGAUAUAACCUUUUGUUUAUAUUGUAUGUAUAAUUUCACGUCAGCCCGUAUUCGUCGGAAGCAUGAAUAGUCAGUUUUCCAAAAAUUAAAAAUACAUAGAAUUUUCUUCGUGUAGAAUAUUUUCUUGAAAUAAAUUGAAUAAACUUAACUAUAGACCUAUAGAAAUACUAAAGUGAAAAUAAAUAUGUUUAGUGUUAUUUUAGGUGUUCCAAUCAGCAUAUUCAGAAUGAAUAGCAAUCAUGCUGCUACUAAUGAAUCUAAAGAAUUAGGUGAACGUAGUGCCAUUUAGCUUGAGUAGAAGAUCUCAGUAGAAUUCAAGUAGCGAGUCUUUGCAAGAACUGAUUUCCUAAAUCUUUCCGAACCUUACUUCGACUACCGGGUGUACUUAAAUAGAUAAUGGUAUGCUACAUUUGUGUGCAGCUCAUAACAGUUUCACUUAACGAUCUGAAAUAGAAUAUGAAUAACAGCAGGCGAUCGACACAGUAACAACCCCUCAGGGCUGCCCCCCUCAAGGAAGACCCACAUGAACAUAUCUUAAUAUUGAUAUUUGCUACAUGUUUCGAUAGGCAAAGUUUUCUUGAACAGAUUGCUACAGCUUAGCACUGCCCGUAGACCGGACUUAGGAACAGAAGCUGAAAAAGCAAAGACAGCACCGGGCGUUAAGAGAGAACGAACCUUGCUGUAUACAGUUGUUCCAUUGAUCAACAAGGGGACAUGUUAGGAGUACCCCAUUUACUGGACAAGCGUAAGUCCGCUCUACUGUUCAGAGCUGCUGAAGCGAACCGCAACAUUGGUGCAGUAUCGUUAUUAUUACCACUGCUUGUAUUAUAUAAUGUUCCUCUUCCGUCAAAUUGCACAGAUUCUACUAUUGAUAAUUGUCUAGUUACAAUACCACAUAACAAUUUAACGCCUAGGGCGUUCAGAUCUCUAUUGUAUCCCCUAAUCUACCUUUUCCAUUAGUGGGCGCAAUAAACGUCUUCAUAAAAUGAUUGUUAGUAUACAGAAUCGCCUGAAGUAGAAUAUAAGCUAUACUGCGCUGUGUAUCCUUCGAUUCGUGGGCGUAAUCGCAAUGAGAGCAGUCCAUGACACAGACAAUGAAAGCAAUUGAAAAGAGGGCAACGAAGAUAUUUGAUUUAUUGACUAGUUGCUUAACUACGCGUCUCGCUACAUGCACAUACACGAGUUACUAAGCGGGUAGGGUCGUUUUCGCACAUGAUUUCAUAGUCACUUUCGCAUAGUACCUUUCUGCUGGCGUAAAAUUGAUUUUCGAAAAAAAGAACCUAAAUAUGAUUGAGAUAAACAUUCAAGGAACGCAUCUACUAAAAGAAUGUAAUGGAAUCUUAACACAAUGCGCGCAUCAUUAUUCGAGGAGUCAGUUCGAUCGUAUUGUAACACUAAGCGUGAAUGUAAAGAGAGGAAACGAAUAGAAACCAAUUGCAACGAGACGGAAUAUGGAACAGCCAUGUGGCACGUAACAGAAAGGCGCGAAUCAUUUGCGUUAGUUUUGCUAUUACAUUGUCCCCACCGGCCGUGACGGCCGUUUUGACAAUAGUUAAGCGCGGUUCCGUCAGGGAUCACGCAACAGAGGUUCCAGAAGCUAAGAACGGUUAAAAGCGGAAGUGGAACAAGAUUUAUGGGUCAGUUAGACCCAGCUUUUGUUUAGAAUUAUUAUGACUCUAUGUUUAUUAGAAUCACGGUUGUUUACUGAACUCACAUUCAAUUGGAGAGUUGUUUUAUGUUUAACACUGAAGCUGCUAACAGCUACCUAACACAUUGUUUUUCGUGUCUUAGACCCGGCACCUAAGCCGUUAGGAACCACUUCAGACGGUUGACUUCCAGCGCGAAACGAAGUGUCGUUGCACCUGGAUUCAAGCCUAAACCACCUCAUGAAUUCUUAAGUUUAGCAAGUUAAUACGCUACCCACUGCGCUAUUACGGAAACAAGUUGAUACAAUGGCCACCGUUGAACGUUUUCCCAUUUAGUUCAAGCGUUAACCACUCAAGUUAUGCCUACGAACUAUCGAGAUGUGUGGAUUAACGAUAAGGACUAUCUGAAUGCCCACUUGCAAAGCAUUACCCGAUUGGGCUUGGUAACAUGAAAAUGGGCCAUGUAAGUCUUAACAGCUCAUGAAGCUCCACACACUUUUGGUCGCUUUGAAUCAUUCAUAAUGCAGUUACUAUCAUGCACACGCUGGGUUUGCUCACAUUGUGCUAUUCUGCAUAUAUAUAUAUAUAUAUAUAUAUAUAUAUAUAUAUAUAUAUAUAUAUAUAUAUAUAUGCCUAAUUAUGAACGGUUCUUCGUUCAACUUAGCUGCCUAAUGUUGACUAUUUGAUGACGAUAAGGAAUUACCGUACAUUGUGCGUUAAUUGUAAACUUGCACAGGAAGCGAUAGGUACUUAGCACAAGCAUCGAUGAUUAGAGGAUUUGAUAUAAUUAUGAUACUAACCGACGAGACACACACAAUCAAUACGAUUAAUGCAUACAUUUAUAUAUAUAUAUAUAUAUAUAUAUAUAGUUUAUAAACACGUAAGCUCUACCUGUUGCGAGAGCGAGAAUAUAUAAUGUACGCGUCGAUGUUUCCUUUUAUUGAUAUAUCCAAGUGUCAAUAGUAACAAUGGUCCAAUGGACGUGCGCACGAGAUGCGAAACGAAGAGGGUACAUAAAUGUAUACCUCUCUCUUCGUGGUGUCGUUCUGCAUGUGUAUGUAACAACACAACGGUAAAGCAUGUAUCUAUAUUAGAUAGUGCAAGCGUACAGUGAUGUAGAUAUUCAGAAAUCUAUCGUACGCAUGGGUCUUUAUGCCUCAUAAAGAUGCCCGUAUAUUUACCUGAAAAAAAACUUGAUAGGUGCCGUGUACCAGCAAUGCAUAUUAUUUGAUAAUUUCGAAUCAGAACAAGCGAUUUCAAAAGAUUUCAUAAUAUUAUUACAGUCGCCUUAUUUGCCUAUCUAAUAUGUCAAAGGUCAGAUAUUGCAUUUGAUCGAUAAACUGAUCAUUCAAAUGAAAUCUCUAUAUCAGGAAUAAUGUACGAGGAAAAACUAUAGCGCAAGCUAGGGCUUCUUAAAACUCUCACAACUUUGUUUUUCUAUUUAUCCGAACAUUUGUCACCUGCCAUUGCAGUGCAGUGUUGCGUGGGAUUUCUUUUGGGGAACGUGGAAGUUCAACGCAUUGAAUCUAGGCUCAUUAAAUGUAUAUUUUCCAUCUAAAAUACACUUCCAUCACGGAUGAGCGAAAAGUAUAAUAAAAAGGUUGCCAUUUACGUAGCACUUUGUAUAUCGAACCCAGUUCACAAAUCCUCUUGAAAAAAAAAGGCGGGAAAUUAUAAGCUAUUGUAUCUAUUAUAAUUAUUAUCGCAUGAAAAAAUGUUGGCGACAGGCAUCGUUGCCGUGCAGUAAGACCCGCACGCAAUUCUGCGGUAGCGACAGUUGUAAGCACGGAAGCCGCGUUUUUCUAACUAUUAUGACUAGUCGUUGCCCAAGACCCACUGAAAUAGAAAAAAAGAAAAACGUUUUGCUUAGAGAUCAGCCACGACAAAACGUAAAUUUGAGACUGAUUAGCUUAUUAUAUAGGAAAUAUUUUCAAAUUUCAUAAAUAUUCUUGAAUUAUUGUUAAACAAAGUAAAUUGCAAGUCUCUUAAUGCUUUGCUAAAUAGAGUGACAACUACGACGCGCAGGUGCGUCAAGUGGUGGCGUAGUGUGAUAGGCUUUCGAAUAAAGGAAAUGCACGGUUAUGCCACGGUUAAUGGCGGGUUGGAGCUGUGAAAACAGUUAAAACAUGGACGUUUUGCUUUACUCCCAGCGUACACUGUCGUCAAAUGCGUGGCACUGAAAUGGUAGAACGAAGUGGGAGUGAUACUAUUAACACGCAUCGCUGUCUUCACUCUGCUGCUCGAGAAUAGCAGCGCAGGUGUUACCAUUCGUAUUAGUAUCUAUAUUAUCUAUAACUUCUCGUUGAAGUACUGAUCUUGUAAACAAUGGUUGUAUAACUGUUUCGAGUACUAAACAAGCCAACAAAUUAACUAUAUAUAUAUAUAUAUAUAUAUAUAGCUUAAUGUCUAACAUGGGCUUGAUGCCCACAAGCUGUAUAUUUGUUUCAAAUACACCCAACAAUAAUAGUGCGUGUAGCCUAUACUAGUCGAAUUUAUCGUAGCGACACUCUGCGGUAGUUCCAGAUGUAGCAACAACACCAGCAGCAUGCACAGUAACGCCCCGCGGAUUUUCGCUGUUGCUGUCGUCUGCUAAAAAGAUCGGUCUGUCUGCUUGUUUGCCUCCCAGUUUAACUUCAUCCCCCAGACCCCAGUUACCCUUUACCUCAGCAUGAGUAAGCUUCCCUAGAGGAAGCGCAUUUUACUAUGUAAGUUGUGUUCACAACAACAACAACAACGAUUACAAAACGUUGAUAAUACUGUUAACAACAACAAUAUUAUUGUAAGACACGUAUACUGUCAGUAAAUACCGUUAUUAAUGACAAUUAUAACGCUAGUAAUGACGAUAGCAACCAGAAUAUUAUAGUUAAUGAUAAACCUUAAAUAAUUAACUAACCCAAAAAUGUAAGAAAACUACUAUGAUUUCUGAUGCUAUCACUAUUAUUACCAGUGAUCAAAAGGUUGACUCAGAAAACGACACACAGAGACCUCGCAUUGACAAGCAAAUAACUGUGAACAGUCUUUUCUAAACCGAGAAUAAUAAGUAGAGAGCCCUGUUGGCAAGCUAAUGAAGUUGUGGUGGAAAGGUUCACUUAAAAUGCUAUUGGUUUCCUAAAAAAUCACCAUUGCUAUGCUACGCCAUCUGUAGAUGAAUAAGGCAAACUGUUGCUGAGACAUACAGUUACAGCCGGCGCCAUAUAUGACCAUCAUCAUGAAGUAAAAAUUACAGAGUUUCAGAGUACUCUAAGCAGUGCAAACAAUACGAGCAAAGAGCAGCUGCGGUAAGAACCAUGUUGCCAAUGCGAAACGGCCAGAUUUUAAUCGACGAAUUCGUUUUCUGAUGACGCAAAAGAACGAAACAACGGAUGCGGACAUACACACUGCAGUUGAAGUGUACGUCGGUGUUACGUUAAGCACAAUAACAUGCAUAAUAUGUCCAUACUUGGUAACGAGCAGGUUUAAGCAGGAUGAAAAACACAAAGGAAAGCUUAACUGAUGACCGAGUUUCUCAAAUCUCGGCAAUCUCACUGAAAUGUCAAAAAAUCGGUAUGUGAGGAAGAAGAAUGCAUUGCGCGAUUUUGCGAGUAGAGUCUACGCAUCAUGACAGCGGUGGUGAUGAUAAUGGUGAUCAAUUAUUCAGCAUAUAAAUAAAACGUAUGAAAAACGUAA
Molecule: messenger RNA, 15674 nt
Organism: Varroa destructor (honeybee mite)
Lineage: Eukaryota; Metazoa; Arthropoda; Arachnida; Mesostigmata; Varroidae
Cellular component (GO): nucleus; cytoplasmic ribonucleoprotein granule
Molecular function (GO): mRNA binding; RNA endonuclease activity; metal ion binding
Source: RefSeq, a predicted model, not a curated record